AUGGAUCGCCAUCAGCAGUACGGAACGCGAGUCAAGUCAGAAGAUGAAGAGCUCGGCAUAUGGGUGCCCGUGAAGCAAGAGCGAGAACCUACCGAGCGCGCUCCUGGCGUUGUACCCAAAGUCGAACCAUCCGGCGAGACCAUCGCGACCUCUAACCGACCAGAGAAUGCUCACAAUCAAGCUCGAGAGUGUCCACCUUCCACCCGCAAACGAAGACGUGGUCCAAGAGCCAAGAAGCCGCCAAAGAGAGUGCGCCUGGCAGAGAAACUACGAAAAGCUGAGGAGAUGAACGGCCUACCUGGCAAUGAACAGCUUCAUCAAGAACGUGACGACGCUGUUAUACAGCGAGCAGAGACUCUUUCAAACGAACACCAAAGGCUCUCGACCGAGGGCGUAAACAAUACUGAGCUGCGGAAUUCUCGAAUCUACCGAGAGCUCUCUGACGCUCGUAAGAUGAUAGCAGACCUUAGAGCACGCUCACAAGUGAGUGCACCGAAGAAACAAGCUUCGCCACCUCAUCAAGUACCCGAGUCGACCGCUAUAUCGAAGCAAGCGAGUACCAUAACCGCAUUAAGAGCCGAGAUAUCCCGACUAGAGCAACAGCUAAAGGAAGCAUGUCGGGAUGGCGAGAAUGCCAUACGCGAUGCUCGCGCCUUUCAGAAGAACAACAUCGAUGCCGGAGCUCUAGAGAGACAACUUGCAAUAGAACAAGCGAAGAAUAGGGCAAUGGUCAGCAGGCUACAGAAAGCUCUUAGGAAACAGCAGGACAAGAGUGACGGAGCGCAUAGUGGCUUACCCCAGGUCGUCGAGCAGGAGGUUGGCAUGACAGGCUGGCCAGGAUAUGCUGGUGGACAGAUUGUCAAGAUUGAAGAUGCGGACAUGGAGUAUGAGGAUGACGAGUAG
Messenger RNA from Alternaria rosae, 903 nucleotides. RefSeq lists its product as uncharacterized. Bases 1 to 903 code for a protein of 300 amino acids. The record is from RefSeq and is a predicted model, not a curated record. Lineage: Eukaryota; Fungi; Ascomycota; Dothideomycetes; Pleosporales; Pleosporaceae. The transcript has 2 exons.